Messenger RNA from Oncorhynchus kisutch (coho salmon), 4005 nucleotides. RefSeq names its product zinc finger protein 420-like. The coding region runs from base 1 to 1806 and encodes 601 amino acids. The transcript has 2 exons. Gene Ontology annotation, biological process: regulation of transcription by RNA polymerase II. Gene Ontology annotation, molecular function: DNA-binding transcription factor activity, RNA polymerase II-specific; RNA polymerase II cis-regulatory region sequence-specific DNA binding. The record is from RefSeq and is a predicted model, not a curated record. NCBI's taxonomy places the organism in Eukaryota, Metazoa, Chordata, Actinopteri, Salmoniformes, Salmonidae.
AUGUCGAGAGAGAUACUUCACUAUCGUGGAUCCUCUGGGGAGCCUCAACAACCUCAUGAUGCUGAACAGGCAGAGAAGAGUCUCUCCAGAUCAGAACACCUCAAUAAACACCUGCAGAGAUCCACAGGGAAGAGAACUCACUACUGCUCUGACUGUGGGAAGAGAUUCACCUCAUCAGGCAUAAAAAUUCAUCAGAGAACACACACCGGAGAGAAACCUUUUUGCUGUGUUCAAUGUGGGAAGAGUUUUGGUCAAUCUGGCCAUCUGACAGUGCACCAGAGAACACACACAGGAGAGAAACCUUAUAGUUGUGGUCAAUGUAGGAAGAGUUUUUCAACAUCUGGCUCUCUGACGCUGCACCAGAAAACACACACAGGAGAGAAACCUUAUAGCUGUGGUCAAUGUGGGAAGAGUUUUGGUAGAUCUUGCUAUCUGACUCAACACCAAAAGACACACACAGGAGAAAAACCUUAUAGCUGUGGUCAAUGUGGGAAGAGUUUUGGUCAAUCUUGCCAUCUGACUCAACACCAGAAGACACACACAGGAGAGAAAUCUUAUAGUUGUGGUCAAUGUGGGAUGAGUUUUCUUCGAUCUGGAGAGUUGACAGUGCACCAGAGAAUACACACAGGAGAGAAACCUUAUAGCUGUGAUCAAUGUGGGAAGAGUUUUGCUGCAUCUAGAACUCUGACUCAACACCAGAGAACACACACAGGAGAGAAACCUUAUAGCUGUGGUCAAUGUGGGAAGAGAUGUUCGACAUCUGGCCAUCUGACUGUACACCAGAGAAUACACACAGGAGAGAAACCUUAUAGCUGUGAUCAAUGUGGGAAGAGAUGUUCAACAUCUGGCCAUCUGACUGUACACCAGAGAACACACACAGGAGAGAAACCUUACAGCUGUGAUCAAUGUGGGAAGAGUUUUGGUCAAUCUGGAGAGCUGACAGUGCACCAGAGAACACACACAGGAGAGAGACCUUAUAGCUGUCAUCAAUGUGGGAAGAGUUUUGCUGCUUCGAGAACUCUGACUCAACACCAGAGAUUACACACAGGAGAGAAAUCUUAUAGAUGUGGUCAAUGUGGGAAGAAAUGUACAACAUCUGGCUCUCUGACUGUACACCAGAGAACACACACAGGAGAGAAUCCUUAUAGCUGUGAUCUUUGUGGGAAGAAAUGUACUACAUCUGGCUCUCUGACUGUACACCAGAGAACACACACAGGAGAGAAUCCUUAUAGCUGUGAUCAAUGUGGGAAGAAAUGUACUACAUCUGGCUCUCUGACUGUACACCAGAGAACACACACAGGAGAGAAACCUUAUAGCUGUGAUCAAUGUGGGAAGAGUUUUACUACAUCUGGCAAUCUGACUGUACACCAGAGAACACACACAGGAGAGAAACCGUACAGCUGUGGUCAAUGUGGAAAGAGUUUUGCUCUAUCUAAAACUUUGACUCAACACCAGAGAAUACACACAGGAGAGAAAUCUUAUAGCUGUGAUACAUGUGAGAAGACUUUUGGUCAAUCUUGCCAUCUGGUAUCACACCAGAGAACACACACAGGAGAGAAACCUUAUAGCUGUGGUCAAUGUGGGAAGAGUUUUGGUCAAUCUUGCCAUCUGGUAUCACACCAGAGAACACACACAGGAGAGAAACCUUAUGGCUGUGCUCAAUGUGGGAAGAGUUUUACUACAUCUGGCUCGCUGACUCUACACCAGAGAACGCACACAGGAGUAAAAUCUCAUAGCUGUGAUCAGUGUGACAAGAGAUACUCUGAUAAAAGAUCUCUGAUCAAACAUCACAAAAUACAUACAUGAAGGAGUUUUUUCAUGAUAUCAAUGAAUUAAUGUCACAUAGUAGAAUGUUUUUAACAUUGUAGUAGAGGAGUAUUUUAAGGAAUUUCACAAUAUAGAACCCUAAACAUUUGCCCCAUUUAAUUGAUUUCAGCCUUGGAUUUCAGCCAAAAUCCAGGCUCUUGAAAGUGUACUAUUUUAUGUGAUUUAACAAAAAAGUUACUAACACAAAAAGAGCUGUGUUAUCAAAAUGUGGCGAGCUGUUUUCUACAAAUUGUCCUCUAAACAGUGAUGUACACAUUAUUCCCAGAUUCCGUGUGGUUUUUGAGCUGUUAGUUUUAACAAGGCGUGCAACCUCAUCUCCCUCCUCUCGGCACAAUUGAUUUCAACAUGAUAUCGAUGAGUGAUGACAAAUAAGUGUUGUGUUCCUUUGUUUAGCGACCCCUAAAUUGAAAUGACUGACUGUCUUCUGCAGGUUGUCCUCUAUCCCGUGAGGUAAAAGAUAUCUCCCAUUUCCAUGUGUUUUUUUUUUGUUGUGUCAGUUUCAACAGCACGUAUAACCUGAUUUCCCCUCUAAUCGAUAUCAGUGAUUUAUUGCUACUUGUCAAAACAACAGCGUUUCUGGUGCUUGUGCAGUUUAUAAGGUGCUUGUUUUAAAAAUUACAAGUAACAUGAUUAUUGUGGCAGAUGUUUGUGUAAAUAGCACAUUUUAUGUUUAGGUUUUCAAUUUAUCCCUAACUGUUUCUGCAUAUUGGUUAUUGAUUUGGACACGUUAAAACUGUGUUUUGACAUUGGGGCUAUCCCACCUAGCGAAAUGUCAUUGAAAAUAAGACUAUGCAACUAAAUAUUUCAUAUUUACAUUUCAUGUAACAUUUAGUAAUCAUAAACAUGUAACCAACUGACAAUUUUUGGUACAAUUAUAUUGACCCACUUUUAGAAUAUCAGGGUUAAUUCUCAGAUGUGCCAACUCAAAUGUACUAGAGCAUGACAUUGGGGACUGGGCCCCGAUCCAACAACAUGCCUAUCUAGUGAACCCUGAAAAGAGAGAGAAGCUCCGCGGUGAGGUGGAAAGUUAUUACGGAUAUUGCAGGAGUUUCCUCUUGAAAUCAGACAUGUCCGUGGUAAGGACAACUUGAAUGCUGAUUGUCUCAAAGGUGGGCAGUCAAAAAUAUUUGUGUUUUGCGUUUAGCCAGUGCGUUGUCAUGGAUCACAAUUUAUUUUGACUGCAUGUUUUUUUGUAUUGGGAAUGAGUUUUGUUUGGGCUCGUUCCAAGGGGAUGAGAGUUCUAGAAGCUAGUGAGUUUUAGGAAGACGAGAGUUCUAGAAGCUAGUGGGAAAACAAUAGUUUCCCCCCCCCCCUAUUUUUAAUUGUUGACAGUAGACACCAUGUUUAUAUUGGUAAAGGUGAAUCAUUGUAGUUGAUUAUAAUGUGAAAUGGAAGUUGUUUUCUGUUGGUGGUGAGCAAACUUAUCCAACAAAAAUAUAGGAUAUAUUUGUUGUCUUAAGGGGGAAGGUGUUACAGGCUUUUGUUUUUCCAUUUAUGUUUUGAGGUUGGACUUUCGCCUGUGUAGCUUGUUAGCACCGAUUGGUGUCACCUCAUUAGUCAAUAUGUGUUACACCUGUCCAUCUCGUUAGUGGGAAGGUGUUUCACCUGAGCUGUUCCAGGUUCUAUUUAAGAGUGUCUGGCCCAGUGCUCCAGUUGUCUUGAUAAAUGUGGAGAGUCAACACCUUUUAGUUGUUCCACCUUUUUGGUUUGCUUCCCGUCUUUAAGUUUGGUGUUGGUGUUUCUUUUGUUUUCCUCUUCUUGGCAAGAUUUAGUGGGUCUCGUGGUGGGUGUCUUUUAUGUCCCAGUUGUUGUUACUAGUCAACUUCCAGUGGACACCCCCAUAGUGUCUUUCAGAGCUCCUCCUAAAACAUGUUUAGUUGUUUUUAGUUGCCUCUUCUGUUUGAGGGACAUUUUUGGUUUUCUUGCUGGAGAAUGUAACAUUAAACAUUGGAGAAAGACCAGAUGUUUUGGGUUGAAUAUUGCAGUGAAUUGUUAAUAUUUUAAUUGAUGAAUGCUCAUUAGUAUUCAGUUUAGUUUUCAAUUAUUCUGUUUUUUGAUCCUCUUAUGAUUGUUUUAAAUAUUUGUUUAUUUUCAUUGUUUUUCCUGUGAAGCCAUUGUGUUGCAUCCAUGUCUGAAAUAUGCUGUAUAAAUAAAGCUUGAUUUGAUUUGAACAUUUUA